Messenger RNA from Salmo salar (Atlantic salmon), 2048 nucleotides. RefSeq names its product glutathione peroxidase 2 (gene gpx2). The record is from RefSeq and is a predicted model, not a curated record. Gene Ontology annotation, biological process: response to oxidative stress. NCBI's taxonomy places the organism in Eukaryota, Metazoa, Chordata, Actinopteri, Salmoniformes, Salmonidae. Gene Ontology annotation, molecular function: glutathione peroxidase activity.
GGAUUCAAACCAAGGACUGUAGUGAUGCCUCUUGCCUUAGGCCGCUGCGCCACUCAGGAGUCAAAUACUAGAAUAGUGUAUUUUACUAUACAUUACAUCUCUGGUAAAUGUUUUGGUACUGUGGAAUACAUUGUUACUAGAUUAGAUUCACAGACAAGAGUCUGACUGUAAAACCGCUAGUUCUAUUUGGCCAACAUGAAGACGUAUAACAUGUAAUUUGUAUAAAAGACGAUUACGUAUUUAGUAUGCAAGUAAUCCUGUUUUUAAAAGUAUGCUAUUUUAACCAACUAUGCAAGGAAUAACCAUAGAUUUAAUUUAACAUUACCCUGUUCAUACCGUUCUGUGCAAGUUUACAAGCUGAGAUAUGAGCCUAUCUACCUUUGUGUAUGACAGUAUUGUAUGUCAGGUGGGUAUCAUUUUACUGCAGAGAUAUUUGACACCCAGGUAAGCCAGGCACAUAUCUGAAGUCAGGUGACCUGAGGUGGUAAUACACACAGACACACUGGUCCUCACUACUGCCAGUAACUACAGAACAGAACAGUACCAUGACGUUCAUCGCGAAGACCUUCUAUGAUCUGAAAGCCACGACCCUGGAGGGGAAUUCAGUAGAUUUCAAUGUGUUUCGAGGGCGGGUGGUCCUCAUUGAGAAUGUGGCAUCGCUCUGAGGGACAACCACCCGGGACUACAGCCAGCUCAACUUGCUCCAGAGCAAGUACCCUCACCGGCUAGUGGUCCUGGGCUUCCCCUGCAAUCAGUUUGGCUACCAGGAGAACUGUUCAAAUGGGGAGAUCCUGAACUCAUUGAAGUAUGUGCGUCCAGGAGAUGGCUACCAGCCUGGCUUCACUGUCUUUGAAAAGUGUGAUGUGAAUGGAACCAACACCCACCCUGUCUUUGCCUAUUUGAAAGACAAACUUCCCUAUCCUGAUGAUGAUCCACACACCCUCAUCCAGGAUCCUAAAUUCCUCAUCUGGAGUCCCAUCAGCAGGACAGACAUCUCUUGGAAUUUUGAGAAAUUCCUGGUUGGGCCAGAGGGAGAGCCCUUUAAACGUUACAGCAAAAUAUUUGAGACUAUCAACAUCGAGCCUGACAUACAAAGACUGUUGAGACUAACCAAGACCUGAAAAUAGCCUGGAAAUGUUCUCCUUGUGUACUACUCAUUCUGCUACACAAAUGACUUCACAUCUAUGAUAGACAGGAACUAUUAUGGCGUCGUCCAUCCUUUUGAGCUUUACUAAAUGAGGUUAAUAUUCUAAAAACUUGGGAGUAUUAUCUGAGGCCAUGUAAAUGCUCAAGAGUUGUGGGUUAUGCCUUGAUAAGUCUUCUUGCUCAUGUAAUAAAAAAUAUGGAAAGCAUCAGCUAUAUUUUUGUAUGUUCUCCAGCAGUGAUCCUGACCUUUAGUAAACCCUCUCCUGUCUUUUUCUAUGCUGGCCAGCAGGUGGUGCUACUAACUUAAUUUUUGAUUAGAUUUUUGCCACCGACUCAUUGAGUUGUUAGUCAAGUUUGUCAGACAAAAGGCAAUAUAUACACAAGGUAACUGUAAUUGGAAUAAAAUUAUUAGAUUCUACUUGUAUUAACCUGGAAAGUAUUCUUAUCGUUCCACCAUAUCCCAUGUGUAUUAAUCAUGUUAUAAUCAUUUUGACAUUUUCUAGUUUCACAUUACACUGUAUUUUAGUAACUGUCCAAUGUUUCCAGAUUUCUAUUAACUUUUCUAUGAUUUCUAUGAACUCGUUCCAAAGUGAAAAUUAACUGUGUUGUUACAGGAGUUGCUGUCCCGUGCUGAAAAUUAUUCCAGAAAAUAGGCUUAAAAGGAUCCGCCCCAUUAUUUUAAAUUUCCGCCUAAAAUGACAUACUCAAAUAUAACUGCCUGUAGCUCAGGCCUUGAAGCAAGGAUAUGUAUAUUCUUGGUAUCAUUUGAAAGGAAACACUUUGAAGUUUAUGGAAAUGUGAAAGGAAUGUCGGAGAAUAUAACAAUAGAUCUGGCCAAAUAUAAUACAAAGGAAAAACGUUUUUUGUACCGUCAUCUUUGAAAUGCAAGAGAAAGGCCUUAA